GUCACACAGGUCGUUCCAGCCGCCUGCUUGCCUUCCGCUAGUUUUUAAAGGCCUUGGGUGGGAGAGGCCUAAAAGCGUUCUUCCUCCCGAAAAAUCCAGUGCUGAGGGAGGAAGGACGAAAUCCUUACCGCGCAUCCAAGAAACUAUGGACCCUGGAAGUGAGCACACUUUUUAGACUUAAGUUUGGUGCUUUGCUUUGAGGGGGAAAUAAGAUAAGUGAUUUUAGAAAGUUUGUCAUACGACUGAAAAAAUUUUAAAACAACUAGAAUUUGGGGCGGUAACUCCCAAUGACUUUUUUAACACCCAUCUUAAAACAGCGUUAGACUGCCCUGGAAUAUCUAUCUAAAUAUCUGUAUAAAUAUUUUUAAAGUGUGGCAUAAAUCUGGUAAGGACAGAAUGAAAAUGGAAAGCUUAACUUAAAAAGUAAGCUGACAGACUGUGCGAUAUGAACAAAGUUCUAAAAGUGUAACUGGAAGUUCUAGACCCAUCAAAAAAAUUUAAGAAAUAAGGCUCUUGCCUUUUUCUGCAUUUGGAAAACAAAGAUUUUUCAGAUUCCCUUCAUCCCAGCCCAGGCAGCAUUUAUGUGUUUGGAAGAUGGAAAAGAUGUCAGCAUUGGAAAUGAUUCACAGGACUUACUAACUCAGCCAGUUGACACCAGCAUUUCCCCCUUGAGGCAAUUUGAACCCAUUUGCAAAUUUCAUCUGAGAGAAGCAUUUAAUAAUGAAAUGAUAACAUUUCAAAAUCUGACAGAAAGCUCACCUUACACGGAGAAACCAGAAAUGCAAAGUCAUGUGUAUAAUUAUGCAAAAGACACCAAUAUGAAGGAAGAUUCAUUUAAGGAAGAAGAUCCAGUGGGAACUGGCAUGUCCGCAAAUGAAGACCAACUUGCUCAUGAGUGUGUCACACAAUGUUCUAGAAGCCCACCUCUAGUGCACAGCAGUGGAGAGACACUGAAAUUCAUGGAAAUGUCACUGCCUAAAAGUGCUUCCGUGGAGUCUGCGCUCAAACCUAGUCAAACUCAAAGCUUCUUGUAUAAGGAAAAGGUACACAGAGAUGUUGAAAAACCAUUUUACAAAGAGAAUAGCUUUAACCUCUUUGAUCUGAGAGCCAAUGAUAAAACAGAGGAGAUCGCAGUGUCUUCAAAAGGGAUACAGAGCUUUCGGGAUGUUCCUGAGAUGCCAGUCUGUCACCAUAAGGAGGUCACCGUGCGGGACGUGGACAGGCCAGGGACGGCCUCACCUUGGUCUCCUGCAGGCAUUUCUUGGAGUGGUGGAGCAUCUCCAGAGGACAGCAAGAUGCCCAACCCAAAGCAGAGCUUGGAAAGCUCACAGCCUCUGGAAGAGGACAUGGCUUUAAAUGAAGUCUUACAGAAAUUACAGCACACUAACAAACAGCAGCAGACUCGGAUCCAAGACCUGCAGAGUAGCAACAAGUAUUUAGAGAAGAAGACUGAAGAACUACAGAAGCAGACUACCAAACAGCAGGUGUUCAUGGACAUCAUAAAUAAGCUGAAGGCCAAGAUGGAAGAAUUAAUUGAAGACAAAUACAGAGUGAUGCUAGAGAAGAGUGACACUGACAGGACGCUGCAGAAUUUGCACGAGGUCUUAACUCACACCCAAAAGCAUCUUCAGGAAGCUAGGAAUGAAAAGGAAACCUUACAGCUGGAGCUCAAGAAGAUCAAGGGCAAUUACGUUCACCUACAGGAAAGGUACAUGACUGAAAUGCAACAGAAAGCUAAAACUGUCAGUCAGUGCCUAGAGAUGGACAGAACCCUAAGCGAGAAAGAAAAAGAGGUGGAGAAGCUGCAGCAACUCAAGGGGGAGCUGGAAAAGGCCACCACCUCCGCUCUGGAUCUGCUGAAAAGGGAGAAAAAGGCCCGAAAACAAGAGUUCCUGUCUUUACAUGAGGAAUUUCAGAAGCACAAGAAGAAAAACCUGGAAGAAAGACAGAAACUGAAAUUGACACUCAAGAAGCUGAUCAUUCAAGUUACUCAUUUGCAGCUCAUAUCUGAUACCGAAAAGGCAGAGAACACCCAACUCCAGCAGCAGGUCACGGAAGUCAAACAGGAAAACGAAAGGCUUCGGCAGCAGGUGGCGAGGAGCCAGGAGCAAAAUGAUGCCCCCCCUCAGUUUGAGACGCCUUGGUUAAUGGAGCACGCCAGGGAAGUGGUAACGGCGGAUAUCAAAAAGGAUGCAAAGACCAUGCAUUCCAAUUUGUUCAUGAAUUGUUCACCUGGUGAAGAAGAGAGCCUGAGUCCCCCAGAUGUGAAAAGAACUUCUCAGCCCGUCUCCAGAAUUCACAGUCUUCUGACUCUGAUGGUAGGGCUUCUCAAACCCCAGUUCCUGGAACAUAAAGACAGAAUCACAGCUUUUAGAGAGUUAAUUGCAAAAGAAAAAGCAUUUCAAGAUCAGGUUAUCAAGCGAUCUGGAUUUCAGUGCCUCAUAAUAUAUUAGGGCAGUUAAUACAUUAUUAACUUGGAACUACGUCCAUAAAUCUAGAACAUUGGGGGCCAUAGCGGGGACCCAACUUAGGAAAUCUUCUGCUGGAGGACCUCAUGACUGAACACUGACACCUGGACUGAGGGCCCCUCAUCCAGCCCCGGCAGCCAGCUGACUUCUCCACCUCUCACUCCACUUCUCAGUGCUUCGUCCACACAGCGUAGGAAGCAGCUCUCCAAGAGGACUUCUUCCUCUACUCUGGUCAAGUGGACAGGGCCAGACAUGGGAACUGUUCCUCUGCCUUACUCAGACCUACCCUUGAAGCCUGCUUCUUCAAGAUGAUUGUCAAGGCCCAUCACCCCGGCUGUGGAUCUGCCUCUGUGCUGCAUGUGGGCAGACACCACAGGAAAGGGGGUGCUGGGGAGAUGGGGGAGCAUGCCACUGCACCUUCAGUCAGCCCUCAAGCACCCUGGGGUGAGGAAGUCUUGUUGGACCUUAUGUAAGGGCUUUGACGCUAUCUUAAAAAGUACUUAUUUUAAAUAUUUCACACCAAACCGUGUAAAAACUAAUAUAAUAAAUAGCCAUGUACCUACAGCCCAGGUAAAGAAAUGAAAUGUGAAUGUAGUUGAAGCUCUCUGUGUCCCUCUCCAGUUGCAUUUUCCUCCCCUCCACCCAGUGGUAACCAUGAUCCUGAAUUUAGUGUUUACCUUUACCAUGAAUGUCUAUAUUUCCUGCUUAUAUAUUUAUCUUUAAACAACGUGCAUAUUGUUUUACCUAUCUUCUCUCUUGCAUCUUAUAUAUCCUUUUCUAAGUUUCCCGCCCUCAAUCUUAUAACUGCAAGAUUCUUUUUUGUGAUAGGUGUAACUAUAACUUACUCUUUUUCACUCCUGUGUAGUAUUUUAACAUGUGAAUAAAUCAUAGCUCACACUAGAACAUUUCAGAUACAUCCAGUCUUUGUCCACACACUUUUACAGAGUUGAAAUCAUACUGUAUGUAAACUGUUGAAUUUUGUUUCAGUUAACAUAUCACACAUUUUUACAUGUUACUAUGCUGUCCUUAGAGAUUGAAUAUAGAUUGUAUAUAAUUUUCAAUGACUGCAUAAUAUUCCAUAGAGUGAAAAUAAAAUAAUUUUUUAGCCAUUCCCCUUGUUGGAUAUUUGGGUUCUUUUUACUUUUAUCUGGAGAGGUUUUUCCUUUGUGAGUUACUUCCUUAGAAUAAAUUAUCAAAGUGGGAUUACUGCUUUUAAAGCUAUAAAUAAGGGAUGCCUAGGUGGCUCAGUCGUUAAGCGUCUGCCUUCGGCUCAGCUCAUGAUCCCAGGCUCCUGGGGUCGAGUCCCACAUCGGGCUCCUUGCUCAGUGAGGAGCCUGCUUCUCCCUCUCCCACUGCUGCUCCCCCUGCUGUGCUCUCUCUCUCUGACAAAUAAAUAAAAACCUUUAAAAAAAAUGCAUUUAAAAAAAUAAAACUAUAGGGGCGCCUGGGUGGCUCAGAUGGUUAAGCGUCUGCCUUCGGCUCAGGUCAUGAUCCCAGCGUCCUGGGAUCGAGUCCCGCAUCGGGCUCCCUGCUCCUUGGGAGCCUGCUUCUCCCUCUGCCUCUCUCUCUCUGUCUCUCAUGAAUAAAUAAAUAAAAUCUUUAAA
Messenger RNA from Mirounga angustirostris (Northern elephant seal), 4072 nucleotides. It is a transcript of the gene CAGE1, whose product is annotated as cancer antigen 1. NCBI's taxonomy places the organism in Eukaryota, Metazoa, Chordata, Mammalia, Carnivora, Phocidae. The record is from RefSeq and is a predicted model, not a curated record. Bases 582 to 2453 code for a protein of 623 amino acids. The transcript has 6 exons.